Molecule: messenger RNA, 921 nt
Organism: Penaeus monodon (black tiger shrimp)
Lineage: Eukaryota; Metazoa; Arthropoda; Malacostraca; Decapoda; Penaeidae
Exons: 3
Coding region: 1-921 (306 amino acids)
Biological process (GO): proteolysis
Molecular function (GO): aspartic-type endopeptidase activity
Source: RefSeq, a predicted model, not a curated record
AUGGAUGAAACCGACCUGCAGGAGAUGGUGGACCACUUAAAUGAUGCACACAUGUCGGCAGCCCGUCACAUCAACACAGUGCCCCCAUCUCAACAGCGCCCCCGCCAGAGGAGGACGACAUUGCAGUGGUCAACCAUUCUUCACGUGUCUGCCGGCAUCCAGUACAACAACCCAACCCGCGGCCACGACAGCAGCAAAGCAACAAGAAAUUCGCCGACGGCCUCUGCUAUUUUAACACCAGAUAUCCGCUUCUUAGUGGACACCGGCGCUGCCCACUCGCUCCUGCCAGCCUCUCGGUGGAGGAAGCCCCACCAACAACAGCCUGUCACCAGACUCACGGCAGCCAAUAGCACACCGAUCCCCACAUACGGCCGCAAAUAUCUCAACAUCUGCAUCGACAGCCGUACGUAUGGAUGGAGCUUCGUGGUGGCUGACAUUACCCUCCCCUUGCUUGGAGCAGACUUCCUGGCCCACUACCAGCUCCUUGUCGACGUCUCCAGUGGCAGACUGAUCGAUGCAGCUUCCCUCGCCGCCAUCCCCAUUGCCGCUGCCCCGGAUAACCUCGCCCUUCAGGUGAUUGAUGCCGCAGAUGACUACGCACACCUCCACUACUCCUACCCCGACGUAUUUAAAUCGGAGCUUCGCCAGCAACCUCAGACUCCAGCCAAACACGGGAUCUAUCACCUUAUCAAGACAUCAGGCCCUCCAGUGUUCUCCAAGUUUCUGGUAAAAAAGGAUGGCUUCCUUCGUCCCUGUGGUGACUACAGAUGCCUCGAUAUGCCUAUGGAACCAGACCAUUACCUGCUCCCUAACAUCGCCGACGUCACUUCCUCCACGGCGCCAAGAUUUUUUUCCAAGCUCGACCUACUGAAGGGGUACUACCAAGUACCAAUGCACCCAGAAGACAUCCACGCCCUUUGA